Molecule: messenger RNA, 1680 nt
Organism: Zychaea mexicana
Lineage: Eukaryota; Fungi; Mucoromycota; Mucoromycetes; Mucorales; Lichtheimiaceae
Product: endo-1,3(4)-beta-glucanase
Exons: 4
Coding region: 1-1680 (559 amino acids)
Molecular function (GO): endo-1,3(4)-beta-glucanase activity
Source: RefSeq, a predicted model, not a curated record
AUGACGGAUCUUCUUGUGCCUAUCUCUAACCAAGCACCCAAUACCUCAUUAUUCCCAGAAAUUCAACAUCCGUACCCUCCACAAUACGCCGACCCAGAAUUCUAUCAUACCGUACCGACCAAUUCUUGGAUCAGUAAUUUAUUUUACCCGAGUGUAGAUCAUUUAGCACCAACCACGCCUGAUCCAUACAUAUUACGGAUAUUCGACGACUAUGGUGGCAACCCUGGUCUCACUAUACGCCAACCGUCCAAGAAGGUUUACGGUUCAUACCCACAGCAAAACAAUGUACCUGCAACCGACGCCGGUUACAUGAUUAACAGUGUUGUCGUCGAUCUUCGAAUGACAAGCAGCGAAUGGAAAUCAAGCACAAACCCCACUUCAUCCGUUACCUACUGGGAUCAUUUCAGCGCACACUUAAAACUAUCAUCAUCAUCACAACAACAACAACAACAAUCGAUUGAUUUCCCACUUGUUCGCGGUAUGGCCUAUGUUACUGGCAUCUAUAACAACCUCUCGCCUCAAUUCUUUACACAACACGCUAUCAUUCGCAUCGAGAGCGAUGGCCCCUCCAGUGGACAGAAUACAUAUUCAGGUCACAAGUUCAAGAUAACCAUGAACGAUACGCCAACAAGUACAUUCUUGAUCUAUGCGUUGGGCGAUGCGCCUUUAAACUUGCGCAAGGAUGGGGUACAGAACCUGGUCAGCACCCAGGUUUACAAUGGACCUAUUCGGGUGGCCAAGUUACCGUCCGAGCAAGAUGAACAGACAUUGGAUCGUUAUAAGGAUCGAUGGCCUGUAAGCGCUGAAAUUCAAGCUGAAUCUGAUGGUAACUUGGGCACAUACACGAUUCAAUGGAAUUCAGAAGGCGCCCAAGGCACCAACGACACAGAUCUGUUAAUGUACGCAUACCCGCACCAUCUUGAGACGCUACAACAAAUCGAUCGAACGGGUUUGGUACUCUCGUCAGCAACCAAAGGUGACAUGCAAGCCAUUACCGGCAAUCGCUGGACACUGACCGAAUCCGAACUGAGCCCUGUCUCAUGGUUGCCACUGAAACCCCAAGCUGACCCGAGCGCAGUGCAUGGGAUCCUGGAUGCUAUGGAACAAGACCUACAAAGCGACUACCAAACCGAAACAUUGCUAGAUGACAAUUAUUUCUCCGGCAAAGGUUUACAAAAGUUCGCCAUGCUGGCACUCGUGUUAAACCAACCCGACAAAACGCAACUGCGCAAUCCUGAAAUGGCUGCUCAGUCGUUGGAGAAAUUGAAAGCGGCAUUCGUACCUUAUUUGAAUAAUCAGCAAAAGGAUCCGUUUCUAUAUGAUACUGUUUAUAAGGGCAUUGUCGCGCGUGCUGGAUUGCCAGAGUCUAUGGGUGGGACGGGCGAUACGAAUGCUGCAUUUGGUCAUUCGUAUUAUAGUGAUCACCAUUAUCAUAAUGGUUACUUGAUAGUGACAGCUGCGAUAAUUCAUUAUUUGGAUCCUGAAUGGCGGUCUGCUGACUUGAAGGAAUGGACAGAAGCAUUGAUUCGAGAUGUUAAUACGCCAAUUUCAUAUGAUCCAGAUUAUGCACCGUUUAGAAACUGGGAUUGGUUUGCAGGGCACAGCUGGGCCGGCGGUAUCAAGGUGAACGGCGCCCUGGACGGUCGUGACCAAGAAUCUAUCCCUGAAGUAAGUAACUGA